UCCUGCUGAGGCGCUAGGCCCUCUCUUGGAAGUCCUCUAUUUAUUUAAAUACCCCAGUUGCACCAGAGAACCUCUCUGUCGCUAUCCCCUUCUACCCUGCGUCCCGUGCUUAGGAUUACUUUUCCAGGUAACUUUCCUAGGCAAAUGGCUUAGUGAGGUAGUCCCGGUAACCUCCCAUACCCGACUGAGUCAUAUCGGAGCCCCCCGAAUUAGAUUUCCCUCUGUUACUGCUACUACAGUUAAAUUCCUCACGCCCCGGGUCAUUGGCCAGUCAUGGCCCCUGCCCCCGGUUCUGCCCAGCAAACGUCACUGCAGCCCGGUAUUUGGUUGUUAGAUGAUAUAAGAAUGCUGUACUCGGUAUUUUUACUCACACGUGGGUUUCCUGGAUACAUCUUACUUCUGAGCCAUUGGGGACCCGCCCGCCGAUUCUGCACUGCCCCCGAUAUGAAUAAUCUUUGUCACCACACGACCCUUUCAAUCUGCACACAUAGGAUGCGCGAGUCCCUCAGACCAUAUGUCUUCGAUAAAAUCCAUCCCCUUGUCUCGAGUCGCAUUUGGUCUCGUAUAAUAGUUCGCGGGCACUACGCGCGACAAGGCAAGGACGUGCAUAUCUCCUCCACGGAGAAAAAGGAUAAACGGUUCAACUGGCAGCGACCAACGGCGACAAUUCUGGAUGACGAGACUCUGGAGAUAUGCUGCUUUCCUGGGGAGGAUUAUGUACGACAUUAUUCCCUGCUGAUGGCAUACCAUCUGGCACUCAACGACAUCAGACAAUCCUCCGCGAUUGAGUGCUUUCCACCCUCCUCAGGCGAUACCAUGGGGAUAUUCGAGCGAUCGAAUCUUCGACUGAUGGGGAAGGUUGAUACUGUCGUGUUAGGGUGUGUGGAAUACCUAGUUCCUGGAGAAGAACAGGUUCCCUGGGAAACAGGAACCAGCGCGACCGAUCAGGUAUUCGCUUGGAAAGUGUUUCGCCGGGAUGAUGAGCAUGUGGUGUCCUUUCUUGCAUGUCUGGUUAGCCUUUGGGGGGAUACUCUGGGGACAGUGGUUCGCGCUCUUCGGCAGCUGAACGAUGUGUCCUGUGUUCUCUACAUGGGAAAAGCCGGUUCCUUGAGACCAGAAGAUACACCCAAUAAUGUGCUAGUGUCCGGGGAGGCCAGCUAUGUGGCUGGCAAGCAAAUCACAUGGGAUAACGUUCUCAAACCUGCAAUAUCAGCAGCCACAACUGCGAGGGUUUGUCAUGGAAUAAAUGUGACAGUUCCGACCCCACUUGUUGAGACUGACGCCUGGUUUGAACAGUGGAAGAGAAAAGCAGACUGGGUGGACUGUGAAAUUGGGCACGCUGCAGAGGCUUGUCAGGCAAACGAAAUAAAAUUCGGAUACUUGCAUUUAAUCUCGGAUAAUGUGGCACGAUACUACCCGCAAAACCUUGCAACAGAACGUCAGCCUACCGAGAGGCUGGCACGGAGGAGGAUGUUCCAACAAAUGCAGGACAUUCUAAGCUUACAUCUACAACUGGGCGACACUGCACCGGGGCCCGAAUGAGGCCAGAAUAUCACGAUUCGGGAGAUACAUUUAUAGACGCAAUUCCUCAAUGUUAGACAAAGGCGGCACUAAAUCUAUCUAUGUAGACUAAUUUCUGCCCUUUUUAUUACUAAUAUCUGUCUAGUCACGAUAACAAGGCAACAAACUGAAGUUUCCCGUUAAUUAACUCUGAAAGUCGCACAUGCUCCUCGAACAAACUAGGCUGAUCCCUCUCAAGCGUUGUACAUAUGCCGAAAGUGACAACUUGUGCAACGUUGAGCCCGUGACUCACUCUGACAUUGCUCGGCAAUAGCCACUCCAAAGCUGACCUAUACCGACC
Messenger RNA from Aspergillus ibericus CBS 121593, 1861 nucleotides. RefSeq lists its product as uncharacterized. Lineage: Eukaryota; Fungi; Ascomycota; Eurotiomycetes; Eurotiales; Aspergillaceae. The record is from RefSeq and is a predicted model, not a curated record. The transcript has 4 exons. Gene Ontology annotation, molecular function: catalytic activity. Gene Ontology annotation, biological process: nucleoside metabolic process. The coding region runs from base 274 to 1542 and encodes 422 amino acids.